GUGGGGUGACGUCACCUGUAGCCUCGAUCGGUUAAUCCGCAAUCUAAAAAUUUAAGAGAGAGAAAGCGAGAGAGAAGGUAAAAACGGGAAGAGGAAAAGAAGGACGCAAGAUCUCAGGAACAAGGGAGGAGGAGGAGGAGGAGGAGGCGGCAGAUAAACGUUUCAUAUCAUCGUCCAUUCGAGGUUCAAUUUCCGCAACCAGCUAAGCAUCGAAGAAUCGACGAAUUGACGAAAUCGCACGCUGCAUUUGGAAGACAGAUUCGAAUUCAUCAGGUUGAUUCGAUCGGUGGUGAAUCAGUCAAAUUCCAAUAGAUUAGAUCUCUCGUCUGCGUUGGGGGAUUCCGAUUUUGUUCGAGAAUCGAAUGAUGGCGAUCGCUUUUCCUCUCAGAUUCGUAUUUGUAUUUGGAAUCGAGAGGUAUGACAUAUGAUUGGGAGGGAAUCGGAUUGCGAAUGUGAAAGUGAAAGUGAAUUGAAUGGGGGAGAUGGAAAGCGAGUUUUGUUGUAGUCAUGCAGAUCAGGUGAUUUCGUCCUCCUUGCAUAACCGAUACAAUAACACCAACACCAAUCCAAUGUCGGCUUCUUCUUCUUCGUCUUCCCCUUUUCUCCCGGUUUCGUCGCCGCCACGAUCUUCCUCUCCCGCUUUGGUCGGUGGCGGAGGAGUAGGGUACAUAGAACAUGUCGUUUCCAAAUUCGACACGCUUGUUGGCGUCGCCAUCAAAUACGGCGUUGAGGUGGCCGACAUCAAAAAGAUUAACGGCCUUGUUACAGAUCGCCAAAUGUUUGGCCUCCGGGUUCUUCAGAUUCCACUACCUGGGAGGCAUCCUCCAUCCCCUUGUUUAUCAGACGGUUCCAAGACACCAGGCCACAGUAGUUCCAACCAGACCCCACCUCGCAGCAUACAAUGUGAUCUGUUUAACUCUUUUGGGUCCCAUAGAGUUACUUGUACGAAGAAACCCUCCUUGGCUAUGAACUCAUUACAAAGUUAUUACGGGCUGAAACCAAGAAAUCAGAACUCUAUAACUGAAGGUUUUGAAAUGGCAGUCUACAAAAAUGGAGGUGCCCAUUAUUUAGAAGAUGGGCCAUUCCUUGGAGCCUCAACAGCUUCUGACCAACCUUUGAGCCAACCUCGAAAGUCAAGAAGCCUAGUUAAAUUGGAUGAGAAUAGUGAACUUUCUGAUUCCAUGCCUGCUGACGGUGACUCUGAUCCAUUGCGAAUUAGAAGGCGUCAGAAAUCUGAAGCAGACUUUUCUCGCACCCCUGAGAAGCUUUUGGGAGAUAACAGCGGCAAUGCCGGGUUUUCAGCAAUUACAGGAAAGUGCUUGGCCCUUAGACCCACAGCAGCUAAUAGAACUGCUUUAGGAAAUGAUGUUGAAGCUGGUGGCUUGAAUCCUAUACCAGUAGGUCUGGGUGAUUCGCUUAUAGCAGAUGAAUUAUCUGGAGUGAGGAAGUCGUCGAGCACAUCAAAUUUGCAGGAUCACGAGAGUAGCGGUUCUGCAUCCAUCUGGUCAACAUCUAAGUGGAGUUUGAAGCCAGAUUUACAAGCCUUUUCAACUGCAGUCAUUGCGAAACCAAUAUUUGAUGGUUUGCCUAAGCCAAUGACAGGUCGAAGAAAAACUGCACUUGAUUAAUUCACUUGAUUAUACACUAUGAUUGCCAAUUUUGAUCCAUAUUUAUCGCAUCUUACAUCAUUACCAGCAAGCAUUCGAGUGGUAAAUAGAAACAAACAAGAAAUAGGGACAAGAGUUGAAUAAGACUAUAUCAUUGAUCAUUGCAAUACAUGUGGAUUUUCUAUUUGAUGGAGCACAGUUCCAUGCUUAUGAUUUUGAAGGAGUUACCAGGUUACCGGCCGAAGCCGGCGUAUGAAUGAUUGAGGGAAGCUACCGAUUUUAUGUGCAGAUUGAAGAAUACAAUACUAGAUAAUUUGUUAGACAAUCUUGUAAGCAUUGUGGCACAUUGUAGAGGAUGUAUAUUGGUUCUUUGCUUCCUUAGGUUUCUGCAACAAUAUGCUUAUACAUUUAUUAUACCACCUAAUUCUUUUGCUUCUCUAUUUA
Malus domestica (apple) is the source of this 2051-nucleotide messenger RNA. RefSeq lists its product as uncharacterized. The record is from RefSeq and is a predicted model, not a curated record. Lineage: Eukaryota; Viridiplantae; Streptophyta; Magnoliopsida; Rosales; Rosaceae.